AUGGGGAGAUCAGUCCUGAGAGAGACUGAGACGCUGAGAGAGAGUGAAGGGUACGGAGCGUGUGGACAGUUGGCACUAGGACGGGAAGGACUGAGGGGCAAUCCCAGUGCAAUCAGUGGCUCCCAGCUGAGGUGGGGGAGCCAAUUCCCAGAGGUCCAAGGGAAUCCGUCUCAGACAGAGAUCACAACUGCCUCACCCUACAGACCACGGCCUUGGACUUCUCUGAGUGGAGGACCCAUCACUAGACAAUCAAGAUGUGUGAAAUGGAGCAGAUGAAGCAGGAAGCUGAGCAACUGAAGAAACAGAUUGCGGAUGCACGGAAAGCAUGUGCUGACACAUCACUUGCUCAGAUUGCAUCCGGGGUGGAGCUGGUUGGACGCAUACAGAUGCGUACACGAAGAACACUUCGUGGACACCUGGCCAAGAUCUAUGCUAUGCACUGGUCCACAGACUCCAAACUCCUGGUGAGUGCCUCACAAGAUGGGAAAUUGAUUGUGUGGGACACGUACACAACCAACAAGGUUCAUGCCAUCCCUCUCCGCUCAUCUUGGGUCAUGACUUGUGCCUAUGCCCCUUCAGGGAAUUUUGUGGCCUGUGGGGGCCUUGACAACAUGUGCUCUAUCUACAACCUCAAGACCCGUGAAGGCAACGUCAAAGUGAGCAGGGAGCUCUCUGCCCACACAGGGUACCUCUCCUGCUGCCGAUUCCUGGAUGACAAUAAUAUUGUAACAAGUUCUGGAGACACCACAUGUGCACUCUGGGAUAUUGAAACAGGACAGCAGAAGACAGUGUUCUUGGGUCACACUGGAGACUGUAUGAGCUUGGCUGUCUCCCCAGAUUUCAAUCUGUUUAUCUCUGGAGCCUGUGAUGCCACUGCUAAGCUGUGGGACGUGCGGGAGGGAACCUGUCGUCAAACGUUUUCAGGGCAUGAGUCUGACAUCAAUGCCAUUUGUUUCUUCCCCAAUGGCGAGGCAAUCUGCACUGGCUCAGAUGAUGCCACCUGCCGCCUCUUUGACCUCCGGGCAGAUCAGGAGCUUACUGUCUAUUCUCACGAGAGCAUCAUCUGUGGAAUCACAUCAAUCGCCUUAUCCCGCAGUGGACGUCUCCUGAUGGCUGGAUAUGAUGAUUUUAACUGCAACAUCUGGGACUCCCUGAAGGGGGAGCGUGUGGGAAUCCUCUCUGGCCACGACAACAGGGUGAGUUGUCUCGGAGUGACAGCAGAUGGCAUGGCCGUGGCUACCGGCUCCUGGGAUAGUUUCCUCAAGAUUUGGAACUGAAGAGGAUUAUGGGGAGGGGAGAAAUACUGAGAGCAGGGUACAAGCACUGAGCCUACAUGAAAGGCAUUACCAACAGAGCACAAUUGGUACUUGUAUGUUAUACAGAGCCAUUUCUCUGUGUCAUAUUAUAUUUAUAUGACAGUCACUUUCAGGGGCUUCCUGGCCUAGAGGAGAGGUCCAGGGAUAGGAGCUCUCCACUGGCUGUUCUCCCCUACCCAUAUUCUAAAGAAGUCAUAGCAGCUUUCAGCCUUUACCAGGUUCUAGGACCCUGCGUAAGUGUGGCCGUUGCACAGAUUUUAGGUACUUACAAUACAUACCCAAAGGCACCUUCCACCCCCUUUCAUUCCUGUAUCAACUCAGGGGCAUCCAUCCCUCUAAACAACCCACCUUUAGAAAACCACCUCCCUCCAUAUGCAUAAAUCCAUUCCAUCUGAGCCCAGUCCCUUAUAGGAGUGCAAGCCCCCCCACCAAACAAACCAACCAACACCUCCUUCGUACUGAUUGCUCUUAAACCUUCCCCCACCACCCAGGCACACUGGUUUGGGGAUUAUAACCUCCUUUCCUAAGCAAGGAGUUGAAAUCCCAACUAGUUUGUGGUAGAGGAAGAAGCCCACAAUUUGCUCAAGUUUCAUUAGUGUACUAAAUGGGGUUCUGAACGUCUCUUCCCCAAUAUGGAGCAUCAGGAACAGCAAAUGUUUAAUUUAUUAUCAUCAUCUGUUCAUAGCUGCUCUCUCCCCUUUGUCACUAACCCCCAUAUGCUGUGAAUUUCCCCUGCAUUAGCCUGUAGCCUCACUUAGUCAUUGCUUUAGAGAUAUAAUUAUCAUAGUCCAGGCACAAUAAAGAGA
Gavialis gangeticus (Gharial) is the source of this 2122-nucleotide messenger RNA. RefSeq names its product G protein subunit beta 3 (gene GNB3). NCBI's taxonomy places the organism in Eukaryota, Metazoa, Chordata, Crocodylia, Gavialidae. Gene Ontology annotation, biological process: G protein-coupled receptor signaling pathway. Gene Ontology annotation, molecular function: signaling receptor complex adaptor activity; protein binding. Gene Ontology annotation, cellular component: cytoplasm; heterotrimeric G-protein complex. Bases 255 to 1277 code for a protein of 340 amino acids. The record is from RefSeq and is a predicted model, not a curated record. The transcript has 10 exons.